AAAUUCUGUCAUCAGAAUUAGCCAUUACAUUUACGUUCACACACACACAGACGUACUCACAUGUGCUCUAUAUAUAUCAUCGGUUGUUCUGGUGCUGAUCUUUACCAAAGGCUAAACAAAGAUAUUUCAUAUCAAAUUCGCUGAUUUCCAUUUCCAGGCAUGGCUUCAUCUGAUACACCUGAAGUAGUUAAAAGGGAUGUUAAGGACAAAGAGCGCAAGGAAGAUGAGAAAGAUGAAGAGAAAGGGGGAUUUAUUGAGAAGGUGAAGGAUUUCAUUCAAGACAUUGGCGAGAAGAUUGAGGGAGCUAUAGGAUUUGGAAAGCCAACUGCGGAUGUUACUGAGAUUCACAUCCCUCAUAUCAAUCUUGAAAUGGCAGAGAUUGUUGCUGAUGUUCUUGUAAAGAACCCAAAUCCCGUCCCCAUCCCUCUGAUUGACAUAAACUACUUGAUUGAGAGUGAUGGAAGGAAACUAGUUUCAGGGUUGAUCCCAGAUGCCGGGACGAUCCCUGCACAUGGCGAGGAGACUGUCAAAAUACCACUUAAACUAGUUUACGAUGAUAUAAAAAACACAUAUGAUGAUAUCAAGCCUGGAAGCAUAGUUCCAUAUAGGAUUAAGGUUGACCUCAUUGUGGACGUGCCUGUUUUUGGUAGACUGACUAUACCACUUGAGAAAACUGGAGAGAUCCCCAUACCUUACCAGCCUGAUAUUGAUGUUGAGAAAAUUAAAUUUGAGAGGUUCUCUUUAGAAGAAACUGUUGCAGUUCUUCAUUUGAAAUUGGGAAAUAAGAACGACUUUGACUUGGGACUAACUUCACUAGACUAUGAGGUUUGGCUUUCCGAUGAGAGCAUUGGAGGUGCAGAACUCGCAAAGUCCACAAAAAUUGAUAAGAAUGGAAUAGGUUACAUUGAUCUUCCCAUCACCUUCAGGCCUAAGGACUUUGGCUCUGCACUUUGGGACAUGAUGAGAGGAAAAGGCACUGGUUACUCCAUGAAAGGACAUAUUAAUGUAGAUACACCCUUUGGAGCAAUGAAUUUGCCCAUCAGCAAGGAGGGAGGUACUACCAGUCUCAAGAAGAACAAAGAAGAUGGUGGGGAUGAUGAUGACGAGGAGGAAUAGAAACUGCAUUGGCAGGAGUGCUAAUACCAGUAGCUGUGGUCUGUUUAUCAGCACUCAUCCCCUAGAAUAAUUGAUAAAUAGGCGCUUGAACACAAGGUUUUUACUUCUGGUGUUGAUGUACAUCCCUUGCUAGCUGAAGUUGAGGACUUUUAUUUAUGCAUAUCUAUGCUUAUAUUGUUUUGAUGUAUGUGAGGUUUGGCGCUUUAUAGCUUGCAUGCCCGCCCUGUUGUCGAGACCUUUGGAUGGCAGAUGAAACUCUUGUUUUUCACUUUUUAUAAAUUAUGAUGAUGAUGAUAAUGAUUCAACUCAUAAUAGGAAAGUACGAGUGUUAUGUA
This is a messenger RNA of Carya illinoinensis, 1451 nucleotides long. RefSeq lists its product as uncharacterized. Gene Ontology annotation, biological process: response to desiccation. The record is from RefSeq and is a predicted model, not a curated record. Bases 160 to 1116 code for a protein of 318 amino acids. Gene Ontology annotation, cellular component: cytosol. NCBI's taxonomy places the organism in Eukaryota, Viridiplantae, Streptophyta, Magnoliopsida, Fagales, Juglandaceae. The transcript has 3 exons.